UGUGGUCAUACAUCCACACUCAAACGUCAAAAAAUUGUGGAAUUCUGUUUUUGGUCAAAACCAAAACGAUACGCAAAAAAUGGCACUACCUGAGGAAAUAAACCAUCAACACAUAUCUCAUAUAUCUCAUAUACCUCAUAUAUCUACAGAUUAUUCAUCUCAUCAAUCUCAUCAAUCUCAUCAUUCUUCAUUUUAUCAUGAUCAUAUUCCAGUUUCUCAUUCACAUAUAAAUGAUACAAGUGUUCGUAAAAAGAGUCCUGCAAAGAGAUAUGCAACUUAUGAAACUUAUGAAUUAAAUUGGAAUUCUUCUUCAUCUUCCUCUGGAAAUAUUAGUACUGAUGAUGAUAAAAUUGCAAACUUUAAUGAUAUUUCUCAAAUUAAUGAUAAAUCAGAUGAUUCACCACAUAUUAAACAAAUAUCUUCCUCACAGCCAUCCACACCACAACAUACACAACAUACUCCGCGUUCAUCACUUCAACAAAAUCAACAACAACAUCAACAACAUCAACAACAACAUCAACAACAUCAACAACAGCAACCAUUACAACAGAAUAUUUCAUCCGAAAAAUCUAAAUCAAUCACAAUUAAUACUUCCAAUGAACAAAUUGAUCACCUUAUUAAUACUCCACCUCAAUCUCCUUAUGGUGGAAUCACCGUAACAACCGUUAAAGUGGUAGAAAUUCUUCAUAGUCCAACUAAAAAUAAUUCCGAAAUUGAUUCAUCUUUUACGAUAAAACAUGUUAAAAAAGAUAAUUCAAUUCAAAGUAAAAAUAAUGGAAAUUCACUUCAUUCACAUUCAAAUAUAACUCAUGAAAAAGUACAAAAGGAACAGCAAAAAGAGCAAAGUGAACGUAAAUAUCCUUCACCUCCAAUAUCUAGAUCUUCCCCUCCACCUACGUCACAACCUAACUUUAUUCAAAAACAAAAAAAUCAUUCUUCAAUAAUAAGUCCUUCAUCAAAAGUUAAAAAUUCUAAUAGAAAAGGUUUAAUUUCAAAGGGAAAACAACAAGAAGUAUUAGUACCAAGAGAAAUGUCAUUUAUUGAUCCAAGACUAAUAGCUAAAAAGUCUCUUGUAAGAACUCAAUCUAUAAAUCGGAAUUCUAUUAAUAGACCUAUUAAACGUGGCACAAUUGUUCAAAGGAAAAAAUUGCCACCACGAAAUAUGGAAUUUUCUAUUACCUCAAAUCCUGCACAUUCUAAUGAUCCUACAGAUAUGGAUUCUGAUGCAAUACCAAAGAGAAUAAAUGGUUUACCAUGGUUACCUGGUCCUCCUAAACCACCGCAAUUACUUCAUGCCUCUCUUAUACCUCUUCCCAAUCGUGCUCAACGUACUCAACGUGCUGCUUCAACAAAUCCUAAUCGUGUCUCUCGAAUAAUUCCUACUAAUAAUAUAAAUCAUGCAUCAAGAAUAUUAUCUAGCGUAAAUACUAAGCGCAAUUCUGGACGUUCAUCUUUAGAUUUUAGACGUAAAUUAUUAGAAGAAAGUAUAAUGACUUCAUUUGGUGGUAUAUACACAAUAAACAGUCAACCCUCUGCAAAACCGUCAAUAAGACGAAAAACAAGGAAAAGUAGUAAUGCUAAAUUAGAAGAUAGAGAAGCUAGACGAGAAAGGAGGAGAAAGGAGAAACAGGAAAAAUUUUCUGAAGAACAAGAGGGUAAUAACAAUUCCGAUAAUGAUCCAAAUGAUGAAAUAUCUGGUGCGGAUAAAGCUAUAAAAAGAUUUGAGACAACAAGAAUUAUAAGUUCCCGAGAAUUGGUAAAGAAGGUAGAAGAAGAAAGCCGUAAAAAGGAAAAUCUGGUCGGACCUCAACCACCUCCGAGGAGAUCACACAAUGAAACUACAAUUCAACAAGAACAUUUUUCAUCGCUCAAGUCUAAAACCAAUACAUUAUCAAUACUUUCAUCACCACCAGAAAGAAGAUCUUCAAAAUCUGAGAAUCAUUCAGAUUUGACAGUUAAUUCCAAUGAACCACCACCUUAUCCAAUUCGAUUACAAUCUACUUUUUCUUCACCUACUUCUUUAGUACCAAAUUCCUCUAUAAUGGUAACAUCUUCAUCUCUAGAGGAAUCGGAACGUCUAAUGAAUAAAGAUGAUGAAACAUCAUUAUAUUCGCUGGCUCAAAAUUCAAGAACGCAAAAACAUGGAUUACUUGGAGGAUUUUUCAAUAAACAACCAUUAAAUUCAUCAAAUUCCCCGAAUUCACCGGGUAUACCACCUUUAUCACCCUUAUCACCGACAUAUAUGUCACAAACACCAACAUUGGUUCCUACACGAACGGCACCGACGCCACCAAUAUUAAGUCCACCACCACCACAAUCUCCACCUUUGAGCCCAUCUCGAACCCAAAAGAUACAAUCACAAUUGCCACGAUUGAAUAAAAAUCGACGUAUAAAUGAAAAUGAACAAUGUAUACCAAAUCCAGAGAAAUUAAGAAAGAUGGAAAAAUUUGAAGCAUUAAUCGCUAGUACGGAACAAAGCACAAAAAAACCCAAAACUGGUAUAAUUAGUGCCGCAAUAAGUAAUUUAAUGCCAGGUAAUGCCGGCACAACAACUACAUUAACAUCUCCAAAUAUAUUACCAAUAAACUCAAAUGUGGAUAAAAAGAAAAAGAUCAUAUUCAAUCCCACAUUAAACAAUGGGUCUAAUGAAAUAAGUUCAAGUAACAAUGACGAAAAACUUUCAGCAGAUACUGAUCCAAUAGGAAGAGCAUCUUUAAAUUCAUUAGCUACUUCACUAGCUGAAUCAGUUCAUUAUCGACCAGAAGAGAAAGAUAAACUAGGAAUACCUAGUUCAAUUGAUGAAGAUGGUGUUAUCAGAGUUACAUUAACACCCGCUGUAUGUCGAUAA
Dentiscutata erythropus is the source of this 2848-nucleotide messenger RNA. NCBI's taxonomy places the organism in Eukaryota, Fungi, Glomeromycota, Glomeromycetes, Diversisporales, Gigasporaceae. The record is from the annotation of a GenBank genome assembly.